Molecule: messenger RNA, 999 nt
Organism: Lottia gigantea (owl limpet)
Lineage: Eukaryota; Metazoa; Mollusca; Gastropoda; Lottiidae
Exons: 2
Coding region: 1-999 (332 amino acids)
Source: RefSeq, a predicted model, not a curated record
AUGAAGAAUUUGACGGUUCCUGUUGUUUUUGAGGUGGAGUUGGAUCCUGACAACAGCCAUAAACCUAGAAAAACUUUACCAAGGACAAAAUUUACUCUAGAACUCCAGGCUUUGACCGAAGUCGAACACGGUUACGCAGAUGGGGGACAAGAAGCUAAUAAUAACUGUCAAGAAUCGCCACGUCUUGUGGUUGAAUCGGAUCUUGGUAUCUCCCCAAAAGAUGAUAGUCAAAAACGUACAAAAGAGGACGUUGCGAAAUCAGCCAUAAGUGAGGUGCAAAAAUUACUCCCCAAAUCUCGAGUUUCAAGCCCAACAGAUCUUGCCAAUGCUAGCUUUUGUCAGCUACCACUUUUUGUCGCAGACGACUGUCGUGACUUGCCUCAUCAAGGUAAAAGUGAAGAUGACAAUUUUUUUGAAAGCGUCUGGGUAUCAAAAACGAACAUAGACGCUGUAUUGGUUCAAUUGUUUUGUAUGACUGAAGAACAACUUGCAAUGAGGAUCAAUGGUGGUGCAAAGAAACCAACUGCUAAAGAAACUGCUUUGUCGAUAGGAGAUUCCAGUUCACAGGACCUGAAGCGAAGAGUUUCAACUGCUGUGUCAUCUGGAGUUCCUCGUCCAAAUGUCAGUGAUAGAUUAAAGCUCCGGCCAUCUUUCACUGCUAACGAAUUUUUAGAAGAAACUAAAAAUUCAGAAUAUAAAUUGCCUGAAUAUGAAAGAACUUGGUCAUCUGGAAACGCCAUAGACGCUGUAUUGGUGAAAUUGUCCUGUAUGACUGAAGAACAACUUGCAAUGAGGAUGAAUGGUGGUACAAAGAAACCAACUGCUAAAGAAACUGCUUUGUCGAUAGGAGAUUCCAGUUCACAGGACCUGAAGCGAAGAGUUUCAACUGCUGUGUCAUCUGGAGUUCCUCGUCCAGAUGUCAGUGAUAGUUUAAAGCCCCUUUUCUAUUUUAUAUUUUAUAUUGAAGUAUUCUUAUUUAUAUUUUGUAUAUUUUGGUAA